GCUGGAGUUUGUAUGAUAAGCAAACCAUGGAGAGAUGAACAACACACAUCGUUCAUCAAUUUCGUCUCCUCUUUCUUAAGUUUAAACUCUUUUCGUCUUAACAUUGUUCCACUUGCACCAGUAUGUGCGUUGUUUCUGUUCAAAUAUCGAUCUACUUCUGGCUGGUUCGCUGCUCAUCUUUUGGUAGUUUCUAUAUCCAGGACAUAAUAUUCAACUGCGCAGGUCUGUCAAUAGCUUUCAUUUUCUUGACAAACUGGGAUCGCUGUGAUGUUACAUCAAUCUUCUGCAGAAUCGAGAAAUUGAAGCAGCAGUUUGCACACUUUUAUAUUAUUGUCACCCUAUCAACCAGAGAGCAAAAUGAUGCGUUUGUUCGCUCCUAUUUCAAAUAUGGGAUGGAGCUCGGUAAACCACCAUUUGUGUUAGUUCAUGAUGUAGAGAUGGGAUUUGAAAAGAUUGUUCAGAUAGCUCAUUCUCGUGGGGCAUGUAAGAAACAUGAUGCUAAAUCAAAAUUAAAGGCAGAGAGAAAGCAAGCUGUGCAAGGGAUGGACAUUUUCUACAGGGUAGUCACAUCCAUACCAGGAAUUGAUAACCAUGACGCAAAUUCGCUUAAUCAAGGUAUUGGUUCCAUUGAAGCUAUUGCAAAAGCAUCAAAGGAAGAUAUUCUGGAAAACACAGAUCUUUCCGUUGAGAAGGCUGAUAUGGUUAAAAGGUUUUUCAGAGAUCCAAAGCUUCAUCUCAGUCCCAAAAUUUCUUGAUGGGAGAAGAAAAACAUGAGAGAACCUUGGAAAAUAAAACUUUCUUGCUUGAGUUUCAAGUAGUACAUCUGUUUAUUGGCAAGUUACUUUUCGUGUUUUGAUAGCUAAUUCGUCACCGGUUCUGUUUCUUCUAGUAAAGAUGAAACCAAUGAUAACUAAUUUCAU
Messenger RNA from Carica papaya (papaya), 920 nucleotides. The record is from RefSeq and is a predicted model, not a curated record. Lineage: Eukaryota; Viridiplantae; Streptophyta; Magnoliopsida; Brassicales; Caricaceae.